This is a messenger RNA of Manihot esculenta (cassava), 1874 nucleotides long. RefSeq names its product homeobox-leucine zipper protein ATHB-6. Gene Ontology annotation, cellular component: nucleus. Bases 577 to 1515 code for a protein of 312 amino acids. The record is from RefSeq and is a predicted model, not a curated record. Gene Ontology annotation, molecular function: DNA-binding transcription factor activity, RNA polymerase II-specific; sequence-specific DNA binding. The transcript is spliced from 3 exons. Lineage: Eukaryota; Viridiplantae; Streptophyta; Magnoliopsida; Malpighiales; Euphorbiaceae. Gene Ontology annotation, biological process: positive regulation of DNA-templated transcription.
ACCAGCUGGGUUGUGAACCACUUCCCUCAUCUCCCUCUUUCGCCAUACCCCUCGAUACCCCCUCUCUCUCUCUCUCUCUCUCUCUCUGGUCUUCUCUGUAGAUGAACAGCCAUAGCCCAUUAAGAAAAGAAACUCAAAUUUCAUAGCCAAAAAAAUAAAACUGAUUGAGUAAUGAUGUAGAGAGAGAGAGAGAGAGAGAUAACUUCUCUUGUGGGUUGGGUUUGAAAGAUAGCUUUACCUGUUGGGUUUUGUUUUGUGUUUGUGUUUGUGUUUGUGUUUCUUUGUUUAUUUCUUUUGGAUGGGUGCAGAAGGAGGAGGAGAAGCAGCCGUAGAAGUGUUGAAAAAGGAGAAAAAUGGGAGAGACAAGAGAGAGCAGUGGCGGUAUAGUUGUAUGCAGCAGUACUAUACAAGUUUGUCUAGCUGCAUACAUAAAAAUUCUCCUUACAAGUGAAAAAAAUCUCGUACCUUAACAAAGUAAAGAAAACAAAACACUCACUCACUAAAAUUCACAAGCUAGAUCUCUAAACAAAGAUCUUGUCUUUGUUCUAGAGUUCUGUUCUUUCUUUCUUUAGAAUCAUGAGCAGACUUGGCAGCUCUGAUUCUCUUGGUGCUUUAAUGUCCAUCUGCCCAUCCACAGACGAGCACAGUCCGAGAAACAGCAACCAUGUUUAUGGGAGAGAAUUUCAGUCCAUGUCCAUGCUUGAUAGCUUAGAUGAUGAAGCUUGUGUCGAAGAAUCAGGCCAUGUUGCUGAGAAGAAACGGCGGUUAAGUGUAGAUCAAGUUAAGGCCUUGGAGAAGAACUUUGAGGUUGAGAACAAGCUUGAACCAGAGAGAAAAGUGAAGCUAGCUCAAGAACUUGGCUUGCAACCAAGACAAGUGGCUGUUUGGUUUCAAAACCGCCGUGCACGGUGGAAAACUAAGCAAUUGGAGAGAGACUACGGUGUUCUUAAAGCCAAUUAUGAAGCUUUUAAGCUCAAUUUCGAGUCUCUCCAACAUGACAAUGAAGUUCUACUCAAAGAGGUAAGAGAGCUUAAGGCGAAGCUCAACGGAGAAAAGACAGAGAGCAACGUUUCUGUUAAAGAAGAGAUAAUCUUAGCAGAAUCCGAUGAUAAAGCGAGUGAAGAAGAGCCACUACUUUUGGGAUCAGAGGUGAAAGACCUGAAUUAUGAGAGCUUCAACAGCGACAACAAAGGAGUACUAGAGGCUUCUCUUUUCACAGAAUUCAAAGAUGGGUCAUCAGAUAGCGACUCAAGCGCCAUCUUGAACGAAGACAACAGUCCAAAUCCAGCCAUUUCUUCUUCAACUGGGAUUCUCCAAAACCACCUGCUAAUGAUGUCUCCUCCACCACCAUCAUCAUCAUCAUCAUCAUUCCAGUUCACAAAAACGACAACGUAUCAAACCCAGUUCGUGAAGAUGGAAGAACACAAUUUCUUUAGCAGUGAAGAGGCGUGCAAUUUCUUCUCUGAUGAGCAAGCUCCAACUCUUCAAUGGUACUGUCCUGAUCAAUGGAAUUAAAGAAACAAAAGAAAAAACAAAAUAGAAGUGGAGAAUCUAUGUAAUCUAAAAGCUCUUUACGAUCUGAUCUCCAUUGUUGAAAAAGUGAGAACUGGAGAAAUGGGUCCACGAGCAUACCAAGGAAGAAUAUGAGAAGAAAAAAAGGAAGAAGCACAGCGAGAGGGGAGCACGUGGGCGUGUCGUAACGACAAUAAUUAUCUGUGUAAGCCGUGCGGGAAUGAUUAGGUCGUAAUUGGAGGCUCUCUGCUGUAAAAAAGUUAAAAAAAGAAAAAAAAAAUCUACAGAGCUUUGAAUCCAUGGGGAAGAAUUCCUGUAAUGGAGAAAUAAUGAUCACGCCUGAUGCUUUCUUUUUUUUUUUU